AUAACCAGCUGCACAUCCGCGUCCUUCUCGUUCGUCCUCAGUGUAGGAUAACGAAGCAGUCACUUUUCGGGCUCUCUUAUCCAUCUUGAAUUUCACGCCGGCAACUCUUCGAUUCGACUUUAAGGAGCAACAUUGUCAUUUUGCCCAGCAAGGUUUUACUUGAACUAUCACCAUGGAUGUCAUAGUGCGCCGCUGUCCAUUCCUGGCUCGCGUACCCCAGGCCUUCAUGCAGCAGCCCAGAAAUUCACUGGUGGUUUACGCCCAGCGUUGCCCCAUCAUGAUGGAGCUGGCCUCCAAACCCAUGGCGCCGUCGCUGGCGCGGGCUCUCUGCUCGUCCACUUCCUAUCACCAGAGGGCUGAGAAUAACACCACUGAAGGUACCCAACCGACGGUGGAGGCCAAGUUGCCUGCAGGCCAUUCGACUGUGCCAUCUGGUCAGGCCGUGGCCUCCAAAUGCCCGUUCCUGGCUGCAGAGAUGGGCCAGAAAAACAGCACCGUGGUUCGCCAGGUUGGCAUGGAGUUCCAAGAAGAUGUUCAGGAAGUCCGCACUGUCCAGAAAGAAGUGUCUCCUGAUCAGCUGAAGCAGCCAUCCUUGGCCAGCACCAGUGAAAGUCUCAUGAAGACCCUCCUUAAACAGCGUCCUAAGAUGGUCUCCCACAUGCUACAGGACAAUUUGCCAAGCAGCUUGUCCCGCUUCCAUUACGAUGGCUUUUUCGAAAAGAAGAUCGAAGAGAAGAGAAGCGACCACACGUACCGCGUGUUCAAGACUGUGAACCGUCUGGCCAACGAGUUCCCCAUGGCCGACGACUUCACGGGCUCCCUGGAGGAGAAAAAGGAGGUGUCGGUGUGGUGCAGCAACGACUACUUGGGCAUGAGUCGACAUCCUCGGGUAGUUCAAUCAAUCAUGGAAACACUACAAAAGCACGGCUCGGGGGCAGGAGGAACUCGGAACAUCUCCGGCACCAGCAAGUUCCAUGUGGAACUGGAAGAAGAGCUGGCUGACCUCCACAAAAAGGAUGCGGCGCUACUCUUCACUUCCUGCUUUGUGGCCAAUGACUCCACCCUGUUUACCUUGGCAAAGAUGCUGCCAGGUUGCGAGAUCUACUCUGAUGCAGGCAACCACGCAUCGAUGAUUCAGGGAAUUCGGAACAGUGGUGCCAAGAAGUUCAUUUUCCGCCACAAUGACGUCUCUCACCUCCGAGAGUUGCUGCUUAAGGGAGAUCCGAGCAAGCCAAAGAUUGUUGCAUUUGAGACUGUCCACUCUAUGGAUGGGGCUGUGUGUCCGCUAGAAGAGAUGUGCGAUGUGGCCCACGAAUUUGGCGCAAUCACAUUUGUUGACGAGGUUCACGCCGUGGGUCUGUACGGAGCCAGCGGAGGUGGAAUUGGAGAUCGCGAUGGGGUCAUGGACAAGAUGGAUAUCAUCUCUGGGACGUUAGGCAAAGCCUUCGGCUGUGUCGGCGGCUACAUCGCCAGCACCGCCGCCCUGGUGGACACCGUCCGCUCGUACGCCGCCGGCUUCAUCUUCACCACUUCUCUGCCGCCGAUGUUGCUCUCCGGCGCCCGGCAGUCCAUCCAGGUGCUCAAGGGCGAGGAGGGUCGCGCGCUGAGACGCAAGCACCAGCGCAACGUCAAGUUCCUCCGGCAGAUGCUGAUGGACGCUGGGCUGCCUGUGGUACACUGCCCAAGCCACAUCAUCCCAGUUCGGGUGUCUAACGCUGAGAAGAACACAGAGGUGUGUGACCUCAUGAUGAGUCGCCACAAUAUCUACGUGCAGGCCAUCAACUAUCCCACUGUGGCUAAAGGGGAUGAGCUUCUGCGCAUUGCUCCAACACCUCACCACACCCCUGAGAUGAUGAAAUACUUUGUUGAGAGGUUGGUGCACACAUGGAAGGAGGCCGGCCUUGAGCUGAAGCCCCACUCCUCGGCCGAGUGCACCUUCUGCCAGCAGCCUCUUCACUUUGAGGUGAUGAGCGAGAGAGAGAAGUCUUACUUCAACGGCCUCAGUCACCCGAUCUCGGCUCGCGGGUAACCAGUCACCCCCAAAGCUGGCUCCAGACAACUGUCCCAUUAUCUUUUAUAUGUCCUCUUAAACACAUUAUUCAAAAUACUCUAUGAUCAAAUAUUAUAUAUACGUAAUAAAAUAUUAGAUGGAA
Messenger RNA from Syngnathus typhle (broad-nosed pipefish), 2153 nucleotides. It is a transcript of the gene alas1, whose product is annotated as aminolevulinate, delta-, synthase 1. Gene Ontology annotation, cellular component: mitochondrion; mitochondrial matrix. The transcript is spliced from 11 exons. Gene Ontology annotation, biological process: heme biosynthetic process; hemoglobin biosynthetic process; erythrocyte development. Bases 173 to 2029 code for a protein of 618 amino acids. The record is from RefSeq and is a predicted model, not a curated record. Gene Ontology annotation, molecular function: 5-aminolevulinate synthase activity; pyridoxal phosphate binding. NCBI's taxonomy places the organism in Eukaryota, Metazoa, Chordata, Actinopteri, Syngnathiformes, Syngnathidae.